Molecule: messenger RNA, 3584 nt
Organism: Phoenix dactylifera (date palm)
Lineage: Eukaryota; Viridiplantae; Streptophyta; Magnoliopsida; Arecales; Arecaceae
Product: haloacid dehalogenase-like hydrolase family protein
Molecular function (GO): protein binding
Source: RefSeq, a predicted model, not a curated record
CCCCCUCUUGUACGUUCACUCGGAAGCCAUAUGGCGCUGAGGCGGUUGACGUCCUCCAACUCUCAGCUUCUUGCCUUCCCGAUCUACCCUCCACAUUCUUCCAAAUCCCCUCCGGUAUACACUGUCCUCUCCAUUCUCCUCCACCGCCAGGGACGCACAGCUCAAACCCUAUCCAUGGCCUCCGUCCGCCGUUGGAGCGGCGGCGCGGCCGCUCGCGCCUCGCCUCCGCAGCAGCAACAGGCGGAGGAAGAGAGGGCGGGUCGGGAGGACAAGAAGGGCAGCGAGUGGGGGAAGGUGUCGGCCGUGCUCUUCGACAUGGACGGAGUGCUUUGCAACAGCGAAGAGCUGUCGCGAAUGGCCGCGGUUGACGUCUUCGCCGAGAUGGGCGUUUCGGUCACCGUCGACGACUUCGUUCCGUUCAUGGGGACUGGUGAGGCCAAUUUCCUUGGAGGGGUGGCUUCUGUGAAGGGAGUGACAGGGUUCGACCCAGAAGCUGCAAAGAAACGAUUUUUUGAGAUAUACCUUGAUAAGUAUGCGAAACCCAAUUCUGGAAUUGGAUUCCCGGGGGCACUUGAGCUCAUAAGGGAGUGCAAAAGGAGUGGAUUUAAAGUUGCCGUUGCAUCUAGCGCAGACCGUAUCAAGGUUGAUGCAAAUUUGGCUGCUGCUGGCUUGCCCCUAUCUAUAUUUGAUGCUAUUGUUUCUGCUGAUGCAUUUGAGAAUUUAAAGCCUGCUCCAGAUAUAUUCUUAGCCGCAUCAAAGAGCUUGAGCAUACCCCCUAGUGAGUGUAUUGUGAUCGAAGAUGCUCUUGCUGGAGUUCAGGCUGCAAAAGCUGCACAUAUGAGAUGUAUUGCUGUGACCACUACUCUAACAGAAGAGACAUUGCAGCAAGCCAGUCCUUCACUCAUCAGAAAGGAUAUUGGAAACGUUUCAAUUCAUGACAUUCUAAAUGGCGGUCAUUCUGGUCAUCAUAAUGAGGAGCUGCAACACCCUCAGGUUAUUAGUUCUUCAGGAAAUACUUCUUCCAAGUUGCAGAAUGAAAAAAUAAAUACUGAGUAUGUUCAGGAAAUAAACUCCACAAGCAAGAAAGUCAACUUUUUUGGAGGGUUACAGGGUUCUCGUCGAGAAAUUCUAAGAUAUGGAAGUUUGGGAAUCGCUGUUUCUUGUCUCCUUUUUACCAUUUCCAAUUGGAAGGCAAUGCAAUUUGCAUCUGUCAAAGGUAUACUGAAUUUGUUUAAGGGGACAAGCCGUUCAAUUUUUGGUCAGAAUGAAGGAGAGUCCCAAUCAUCAAGAAUACAACAAAUUAAGAACUAUUUGUCUGACCUAGAAGCGAGGGGCUCUGCUUCAAAUGUGCCUGAAUUUCCAUCAAAACUUGAGUGGCUGAAUGCAGCUCCGCUUCAGUUAUACAGGAAUUUAAAAGGGAGGGUAGUUUUGCUGGAUUUUUGGACUUAUUGCUGCAUCAACUGUAUGCAUGUCUUGCCGGACCUGGAAUUUCUAGAAAGGAAGUACAGUGAUAAACCUUUUACAGUUAUUGGGGUACAUUCUGCAAAGUUUGAUAAUGAGAAAGACCUAGAGGCCAUUCGCAAUGCAGUCUUGCGCUAUAACAUCACUCACCCGGUUGUUAAUGAUGGUGAUAUGUAUUUAUGGAGAGAAUUGGGAGUGAACUCUUGGCCUACAUUCGUCAUUGUUGGCCCCAACGGGAAGCUACUUGCACAAAUAUCAGGUGAAGGUCAUCGAAAGGAUCUUGAUGAUUUUGUAGAUGCAUCCCUCCAAUACUAUGGAGAAAAGAAAUUAUUGGAAAAUAAUCGUAUUUCGCUGGCUUUAGAGAAGGAUAAUGAUCGUCGUUUAUUGACAACACCAUUAAAAUUCCCUGGGAAGCUUGCAGUUGAUAUGCUGAAUACUAGGCUCUUUAUAUCAGACAGUAACCACAAUCGCAUAGUAGUUACAGACCUGGAAGGAAAUUUUAUCAUUCAAGUUGGGAGUACUGGAGAAGAAGGUUUAAUUGAUGGUACCUUUGACAGCGCAUGUUUUAAUCGUCCUCAAGGUCUUGCAUACAACCCAAAGAAAAAUUUGUUAUAUGUAGCAGAUACUGAAAACCAUGCUUUGAGGGAGAUUGAUUUCAUUAAUGAGACAGUAAGAACACUUGCUGGAAAUGGAACCAAAGGUUCUGACUAUAAAGGAGGACAACAGGGAACUGCUCAGGUCCUAAAUUCACCAUGGGACGUUUGCUAUGAGCCCUCAAAUGGGAUGGUUUACAUUGCAAUGGCUGGACAGCAUCAACUCUGGGAGCACAAUACAUCAGAUGGAAUCACUAAAGCAUUUAGUGGUGAUGGUUAUGAAAGAAAUCUGAAUGGCUCAAGUUCUACUACCACAUCAUAUGCACAGCCUUCUGGGAUAUCAUUAUCGCCUGAUUUGCAGGAGCUGUAUGUAGCUGAUAGUGAGAGUAGUUCUAUUAGAGUUUUUGAUCUGAAGACAGGAGGGUCGAGGUUGCUAGCUGGGGGAGAUCCAAUAUUCCCAGAAAAUUUGUUUAGGUUUGGAGAUCAUGAUGGAAUUGGAUCAGAUGCACUUUUCCAGCACCCGUUAGGCGUCCUCUGCAGGAAAGAUAAUCAAAUAUAUAUAGCAGAUUCGUAUAACCACAAGAUCAAGAACCUGGACCCGAUUACUAAAAAAGUUACGACUUUAGCUGGGACUGGAAGUGCUGGAUUUAAGGAUGGCAUGGCCCUAUCGGCUCAGCUCUCUGAGCCAUCCGGGAUUGUUGAUGCAGGAAAUGGAAGGCUUCUGAUAGCUGAUACAAAUAACAACAUGAUCCGAUAUAUAGACCUGAAUGAGAAGGAUCUUAUACUGCAUACAUUAGAAUUGAGGGGCGUGCAGCCACCAUUCUCAAAGCCCAAAUCAUUGAAGCGCCUCAGGAGGCGGCUAUCUGCUGACACACAAAUCAUUAAAACUGAUGGUGGUUCCUCCAUGGAAGGGUACUUGAAUCUUGCAGUUUCAGUCCCUGAGGGUUACCAUUUCUCCAAGGAAGCUCUUAGCAAAUUCGAUGUGGAAUCUGAGCCUGCAAAUGCAAUUAAUAUUGAACCAUCAAAUGGAAAUUUGAACCCAGAUGGAACUGCAUCACUUCAUUUCGGGAGAACUUCUCCUUCACCAGCAACUGGUAGAAUAAACUGCAAGGUUUACUACUGUAAGGAGGAUGAGGUUUGCCUCUACAAAUCUCUGGUGUUCGACAUAUCAUUCCAACAAGGAGAGCCAAAGUCUUCUAAGGGCAAGAUCACACUCUCGUAUUUUGUUACUCCCAAAGUCCCCUCAGGUACAUCAAAGCUAGUAUUUAGCAAAUAGGCCAUUAAAAGUGUGACGUAGUAACUGUAUGCUCUCUUCCUUCAUUUGGCAUCUUUUUUCAAUUUGUUAGUAUCUCACAACGCCAUAAUGGCAAUAAAUAUCAUGAGCCAUCUUUUUUUUCCCUAAAUGUAUGGGAUUGAAAAAUAUUAGGUUUAAUAACCGGUAUGUUCUCUUCCCUCAUUAACAUGUUUUGAACUUAUUCAUAAUUCAUAAAGCCAUAAUGGCAGUAAAUAUCGUGAGCAUCUUUUUUUGUC